AUAAAAAAAAAAUUAUAAUCUAUUAUCAAUAUAAAAUAUCGCUUUUUUAAAGUGCAUAUUGAAAAAUCUUGAUCUAAGUUUUAAUAAGUAACACAUCAGCAUCAUGCUACUAAAUUAUUAUAACAGUAUGCAUUAAAAUCUUACAUCAGUACAUUCUCACACACAUUUUACAAAAUCGAUGCGAGAAAAAAAAAACCAUCUUAAUUCGAAAAUUUUCUCACAAUUCAAAAAGAAAUAAAAAAGGCCCAUUUAAAAAUUUAUUUUUUAUAAUUUCUUCUAUAUAAAAUUUCUGUUUUUUUGUAAAAUGUCUGAUCAAUUCAUUAAUUCUGAAAUGUUGUGGUGGAAUCUACUUGUUGAAGAAGAAACUUCUCCAGCAGUAAAUUUAUUUCUACCUCAAUAUUUUCUAGUUUCUUCUCCUCCACUUGUGAACGAAAUGCCAGGAGAUUAUCUUGAACAAUCUUUUACACCUUUCCCCGGAACCACUUCCACUGAACUCGAUAUUCCAAAUAGUGCAAGUCCAUCUCCUCCUGCUUCAAGCAACGGCAGUACGACUUCAACUGAAACAUCCAAUAGUCAAUCGGGUCGAAGAUCGCGUCGUAGAUCCUCACUCGACGAAGCAGCUCGAAUUGCCAGACGGAGAGAAAGAAAUAGAUUGGCUGCUAGAAGAUCUCGCAAUAGAUCUCGUAACUACUAUAAUCAGCUCGAGCAACGAGUGGUGGAAUUGGAAGAUGAGAUAACAAGGUUGAGAAGUAUUUUAGGUCAUGAGAGAAAUGAAGAUUAAAUCUAAAUGAAAUUAUUAUUAAAUUUGGCAAGUUUUAGUUUUUUCAUUUUUUCAUAUUUAAAAAAAAUCUGAUCAUUGAUUGGUUGGCAAUUAUAACGUAAU
Molecule: messenger RNA, 883 nt
Organism: Rhizophagus irregularis DAOM 181602=DAOM 197198
Lineage: Eukaryota; Fungi; Glomeromycota; Glomeromycetes; Glomerales; Glomeraceae
Biological process (GO): regulation of transcription by RNA polymerase II
Cellular component (GO): nucleus
Molecular function (GO): DNA-binding transcription factor activity, RNA polymerase II-specific; RNA polymerase II cis-regulatory region sequence-specific DNA binding
Source: RefSeq, a predicted model, not a curated record